CGUCACCGGAUCCUCCCGCCCGGCGCCGCCGCCGCUUCCUGCGGGCCCGCUCCGGCCCCGGGACCCCCUCGGAGCCCCGGGAGCCCCCGGGAGCGCGGGCCCGGCCCCGCCAUGUGGCUCUUCUCCCGGGACCCGGUGCGGGAUUUCCCCUUCGAGCUGGGCCCGCCCGACGCGGAUCCCGACGCGGAGCCGCUCCCGGACCCCGCGGCGCCGGCCCCGCUCUGGCGGCUGCUGCGGGGGCGCCGCAAGGCCGAUGGCGCUCCGGUGUCGGUGUUCGCGCACAGCCUGGGCCCGGGGGGGGACCCCGGUGCCACCGCGCUGGCCCGGGCGGGGCUGAAGCGGCUCCGCAGCCUCCGGCACCCCAACAUCCUGGGCUACCUGGACAGCCUGGAGACGGAGCAGUGCCUGUACCUGGUGACAGAGGCCGUGACCCCCCUGCGGCGGCACCUGCGGCUGCACCCCCCGAGCGGGGACUCGGGCGAGCAGGAGGUGGCCUGGGGGCUGCAGCGGCUGCUGACGGCGCUGGCGUUCCUGGGGGUCUCGGGGCUCGUUCACCACGCGCUGGGACUCGACGCCGUCUUCGUGGACCCCGGGGGCGAGUGGAAGCUGGGGGGGCUCGAAAGGGUGGCGGCCACCAGCGAGGGGACCCCCACCCGCCCCCCCGGUGACCCCCCCCGCCCUUGGGGUCUGCCCCCCGGGCUCAUCCCGCCCUUCUCGGAGCUGGUGGCUGCGGAUCCGGGGGCCCGGCCGGGCCCGGGGCCGCUCCUGGAGCGGCUGCAGCGCCCUGGAGCCUUCCUGGCCUGUGCCCUGGUGCGCACCGGGCUCUUCCUCGAGCACUUCCAGGUCCGGGACCCCUCGGAGCGCCGGACGUUCCUGCAGGAGCUGCCCCCUCUCCUGGAGUCCCUCCCGGGGCCCUUCCGGAGGCACAAGCUGCUCCCGAGGCUGCUCGAGGCCCUGGAGCUGGGCAGCGCUGAUGCCAGCGCCCUGCCCCCGCUGCUGCAGGUGGGACCCCCCCAAGGAGUGGGAUGGACUGGAAGAGUCUGGGAUCAUACUGGGAGGGAUGGGGGGGGGGUCUAUGGGCCUUUGGGGGGGACUGGGAGGGGUCCAUGGGAGUGUGAUCCCUGGUUUUUGGGGGUCCCUGGGGGUGUUCAGGGGUCUCAUGCCCCCCUCCCACAGCUCGAGGAGUUCAUUGAGUUCCUGCCUGAGGCCACGGUGGAUUCCCAGAUUUUCCCUCACGUUGCCCACGGGUUCCUGGACUCCAACCCGGCCAUCCGCGAGCAGACGGUCAAGUCCAUGGUGCUGCUGGCGCCCAAGCUGGGGGAGGGGCGCAGGGGCGGGGAGCUGCCCCGGCUGCUGCUGCGGGUGCAGGGGGGGGACGCGCUGGGACCCCUGCGCUGCAACGCCACGCUGUGCCUGGGGCGCCUGGCCCCCCACCUGCCCGCCCAGGUGAGCUCUGAGACCCCUGAACCCCCCCCAAAACACCCACAUAACCCCCCCUCU
This is a messenger RNA of Pyrgilauda ruficollis (rufous-necked snowfinch), 1500 nucleotides long. RefSeq names its product SCY1 like pseudokinase 1 (gene SCYL1). The record is from RefSeq and is a predicted model, not a curated record. The annotation marks the transcript as partial. Lineage: Eukaryota; Metazoa; Chordata; Aves; Passeriformes; Passeridae. The transcript is spliced from 9 exons.